Labeo rohita (rohu) is the source of this 3143-nucleotide messenger RNA. RefSeq lists its product as uncharacterized. Gene Ontology annotation, molecular function: DNA binding; protein binding. The record is from RefSeq and is a predicted model, not a curated record. Gene Ontology annotation, biological process: DNA integration; DNA recombination. NCBI's taxonomy places the organism in Eukaryota, Metazoa, Chordata, Actinopteri, Cypriniformes, Cyprinidae. Bases 222 to 3143 code for a protein of 973 amino acids. The transcript has 16 exons.
GCUGUCGCCACUUUCAAAAGGGAGAUUUUCUCAUCGAAUAUCGAGGGGAAGUCAUAACUAAACAAGAAUAUGAAAGAAGGCACAGAGUAUACCAUGCUGCACUUGAAGUUUUUUUAUUUGAAUUUCGUUGUGAUGGAAAACAGUUGUGGGUUGAUGCUGCCAGAGAAGACGGUUCUUUAGGGAGAAUCGUCAAUGAUGAUCAUGUGAACCCCAACAGCAAAAUGAAAACAAUCAGAGUGGAUGGAAAGCCCCAUCUGUGCUUAUUUGCAGUAAAGGACAUAAGUCCUGGGGAAGAGAUAACGUAUAACUAUGGAAAUUCUGACUGGCCAUGGAGAAGAAAGGUUUGUUCUGAGGUUGAACAACAGGUGCAUGCUUUGGUCAGCUGUGCAGCAGUAGAUGGGUCAAAGGAGGUUUGUUCUGAGGUCGAACAACAGGUGCAUGCUUUGGUCAGCUGUGCAGCAGUAGAUGGGUCAAAGGAGGUUUGUUCUGAGGUCGAACAACAGGUGCAUGCUUUGGUCAGCUGUGCAGCAGUAGAUGGGUCAAAGGAGGUUUGUUCUGAGGUCGAACAACAGGUGCAUGCUUUGGUCAGCUGUGCAGCAGUAGAUGGGUCAAAGGAGAUCUCAACAACGUCUGAUUCUCAGCUGACAUGUCAUGACAACACUCAACAGAACUGUAAACAUGUCAUAAUUUCCUCAGUAGUAUCAAGCUUGAAUAAAUGUGAUCGCUGUAGUGGUCCUUAUUCCGCUUUUAAGUGGGCUGGUGUGAGAUGUAAGGUUUGUUCCCGCUUCUGGCAUAAAACUUGCUACGAGAAAAAUGUGAAGCCCAAACCUGACCCCUCAACAUCCGAUUCCGAAGUAGAAUUUUCCAGUGAGAACCUGUCGGAUGAGGAAUAUGUACCUAAUUCUGUCUCAGAAAGUUCAGACAUAAGCAUAGCGUCUCCAGAAAAACUCUUAAACAUUAAAAAUACUGAAGUGUUCUGCAUCAAAUCUACUGCAGAAAUUCAAAAUGGCAGACCAUGCCAAGAAAGUGUCAUAGGUAAAGAUUCACUCCCAAAAGUUCCAGUCUGCACAGCACAGCUUGAUGUGCCUAGUAGGAAAGUCAAACAAGUACAAAUAUCGGAAGUUCACAGCGAUGUAAGCGUUGGCAAUACUGAAAACACUGUUGAGGAUAUCACAGGCACAGGGGAAGAUCCAUCUUUACAAUCUUCAAAUAUAUCCUCUUCAGUAAGCAAGAAGAAUUACUGCUACAUUUGUGGAAAACCACAGUCAAAAUUUACACGCCACUUAAAAAUCCAUGAGAAUUCAAACGUCGAUGUUGCUCGGGCUUUGGCUCUACCAAAACAUUCCAAAGAGCGUCAAAAACUUCUGAACAAACUGCGGAACAAAGGAAACUAUGAACACAAUGCAGAUGUUUUAGCGAAUGGGACUGGAUUGUUAAAACUCAGACGUAAGCCAAAGAAAAGAUAUGAUUCAAAAGAUUAUGUGCAUUGUAUGUAUUGCCAUGCAAUGUUUCUCCGAAGGGAUCUCUGGAGACACGUUCGAAACUGUCUUUCCAAACCAGUUGAAGAUCAGGCAGUGCCAGGAAGAACUAGGGUCUUGUCUUUGGCAACAAUGUCUAAUGCAGCCCUGUGCCAACAAAUAUCACAAGGUGUUUGGAAGCUGCUAACUGUGAUGAAAGACGAUGACAUCUCUGCUGCUGUGCGGAGUGACUUUUGCAUUCUUCAGCUGGCCCAGUCAUUUUACAAUAAACAUGGGCAGGAUCCCACUAAAUAUGACUAUAUUCGACAGAAGCUCCGGGAAGUUGGAAGACUUCUGCUGAUUCUGAGAAAGGAAUUUUCUGUACAGACUCUUGAAGAUGCUGUAAGACCUGCAAAUUUCAAUGUGGUUAUCCAGGCUGUCAAGAAGGUAUCUGGGUUUGAUGAUGGAAAACACUCAUUCCAGACUCCAAGCCUUGCCCUUAAGUUGGGCCACUCACUGAAUAAGAUAUGUGACAUUGUACAUUGCAGAGCUCUAAUGGCAGAAGAUGGUGAGGGGAUAAAGUCAACCCAAGCAUUCAAAAAGCUGUAUGAUGCAAAGUGGUCUGAACUUGUUUCUCACACAGCUUUGACCACCUUGAAUGAGGGGCGCUUUAACAAGCCGUCUACCCUCCCUUUCACAGAGGAUGUACAACGUCUUCACCAGCAUCUUGAAAAGGUUGUUGAUUUAGCCUCUGAGAACUUGAAACAGAUGCCAUCAGCACAAGUCUAUGGCGACCUAUGCAAAGCGACUCUUGCAAAAAUAAUACUGUUUAACCGGCGACGUGGAGGAGAGGUUGCAAAAAUGCAACUCAAAGGUUUUCUAGAGAGGGACACAGCUCCCCUACACAAAGAUGUUGCUGUUGGGCUAACAAAGUUUGAACAAAAACUUUGUACACAUUUCAGUCGGGUGGAAAUUAGGGGUAAAAGAGGGCGAAAAGUGGCAGUUUUGCUGUCGCCAGACAUGGUUGAUGCCCUAACACUCCUCAUAAGCAGAAGAAGGGAGUGUGGAGUCCCUGAGGAAAAUCAAUUCCUGUUUGGUCGACCAAGCUGUUUGAGUUGUUAUAGAGGACAAGACUGUCUGAGGAUCUAUGCACACGAGUGUGGUGCACAAAACCCGGAACUCCUCCGGUCGACCCAACUGCGCAAACAUGUGGCAACUUUGUCGCAGGUGCUUAACCUGAAAAACCACGAGUUGGACCAAGUUGCGGACUUCUUGGGCCACGAUAUUCGUGUGCACAGAGAAUACUAUCGACUUCCAGAGGCUACAACCCAGCUGGCCAAGAUUUCAAAGUUACUCCUCGCUAUGGAGAAAGAUUCUCUUUCAAAUCUCCAGGGCAAAACCCUAGAAGAAAUUGAAAUUGAAGACAAGUUAGACUUUUCUGAUUCGGAACAUAGUGAAGACAGUGAUGCUGAGGAGGCGCAUCUACAGACACAAACAGAAACAGAUACUGACCCUGCCUUAGGAGGCCCAUCUAAAGAUCAUUGCAUGAAGGACAAAUAUCACAGCAGGAGGGAAGAGCAUGAACAACCUGGAAUGAAGAAAGCUAGGCGGCCUGUUGUGAACCCUCCAAGUACCUCAGAUGAUAUUGACUCUUCCUUUGGAGGCUCAUCUCAAGCCUCCUUUUGA